GUAUCGAUUAAAUUUUUGGUUUUCGGAGUGUUUACCGCGCGCCUCCAUCAUCCUCUUCGCCACCUAUCUAGGGUUUUCAGACCCCUUUCUGGGAUUUUCCUUGGGAUUUCCGAGCUCGUCAAAAUGACCUUCCGAUUCAUCGACGUCGGAGCCUCUUCUCCUUCCUCUUCUUUUUCUUCUAGGGCUCCGAACUGCAACCAACUCUCCUGCUUCUUCAGUUCUGUGCCAUCCAAAGCCCCAUACCUUCAUCGUCCUUCCAACACUUCUUCUUUGUCACUCUCUCGGAGCCGCAUGGACUGCUCUCUAAGAGCCGCCAUCGAAGAUACCAAUGGUACAUGCCACGGCAAAGUCGAAAUCGGGCAUUCGAUUUUGACGGCUUUGUCGCCGUUGGACGGCCGUUAUUGGGGUAAAGUCAAGGAAUUGGCUCCUUUUAUGAGCGAAUAUGCCCUAAUCUACUACAGAGUUUUCGUUGAGAUAAAAUGGCUGUUGAAACUUUCACAAAUCCCUGAGGUCACAGAGGUGCCCAGUUUCAGUGGAGAUGCUCAAUCUUACUUGCAAGGAAUCAUCGAUGGAUUUAGCGUCGAUGAUGCAGCGGAAAUAAAGAAGAUUGAGAAAAUUACUAAUCAUGAUGUGAAAGCAGUGGAGUAUUUUUUGAAACAGAAAUGCAGUUCGCAUCCAGAGAUAGCUAAGGUGCUUGAGUUUUUCCAUUUUGCUUGCACAUCUGAGGACAUCAACAAUCUUGCUCAUGCGUUGAUGUUGAAAGAUGCUAUCAACAAUGUUAUGUUUCCCGUCAUGGAUGAGUUGGUUGAGGCAAUUUGUGACAUGUCAAAGGAUAACGCGUCCGUUCCCAUGCUUUCUCGCACGCACGGUCAGACUGCCUCACCCACCACUUUGGGGAAGGAAAUGGCAAUUUUCGCUGUCAGGUUAAGCAUACAAAGGCGCAGAAUUUCUCAGGUUGAAAUCAUGGGGAAGUUUGCUGGUGCAGUAGGAAAUUACAAUGCUCAUCUUGUUGCAUAUCCUGAUGUUGAUUGGCCUCAGAUUGCUGAAGAGUUUGUAACAUCUCUUGGAGUGAGUUUUAAUCCUUACGUUACUCAGAUUGAGACUCAUGACGAGGAGGAGGCGAAGACGCUUGAGAGCUCUCCAAUUCCAUGUCUCUGAAUUGCUUGGUAAAGACAACAAAAUGCAAAUAUUAAUGUUACUAAAAAAAGAAUGAUCGGUGGGGAGCCUUACUAGCUCUUUUUUUUUUUCCUUCGUCUUUUCUCUUGGAGAAGAUGGGUGGGGACUAAGCAGUAAGGCUCCCCAUUUUAUAGCAGCAAGCCACACAAGCUUCCAUCCUUUACGGGUCCACAAAAGGAGGAGGACUUGCAUAUAUGCUAAUUCUCUUCACACCAUGUGAGACCAUGUAUAGGUACCCAAAUUCGAAUUUGAAAUCUCGUUCAGCA
This is a messenger RNA of Malus domestica (apple), 1442 nucleotides long. RefSeq lists its product as uncharacterized. NCBI's taxonomy places the organism in Eukaryota, Viridiplantae, Streptophyta, Magnoliopsida, Rosales, Rosaceae. Gene Ontology annotation, molecular function: catalytic activity. The record is from RefSeq and is a predicted model, not a curated record.